This is a messenger RNA of Pangasianodon hypophthalmus (striped catfish), 2642 nucleotides long. RefSeq lists its product as uncharacterized. The transcript is spliced from 3 exons. Lineage: Eukaryota; Metazoa; Chordata; Actinopteri; Siluriformes; Pangasiidae. The record is from RefSeq and is a predicted model, not a curated record. Bases 435 to 1109 code for a protein of 224 amino acids.
GUGGACGCGCGUUCCGUUCUGCAUACUGAGGUGAAGUCUGGAGGAAAGGGAGAAGGAGCAUGUUUCAGUGUGUGCUGGAAGGCUUCACAGCGCUGAGAAAGUCCACCAAGUUAUUAGCUCUUAACUAAAACAAAAUAGUACGUCAAGGCACUUUUUGAAAUCGCUAUCAACACCGGUAUUUUGGGCUUUUUUUUCUUUUUUUAAAAAACUUAAACCAGUGACUGCUUUGUAAAUGUGAGAAGGCAACUUAACGGCGAUACUGAGAGGAAAAACUUUUCCCUUUUUUCCUUCGUACGGACACGGAAACGUAGAAAGAGCGGAUGAUAGAUCCUGGAGGUAAAUCCUAACACUCUGUUCUGUGACGGUUACUGGAAAAAGGGAAGAAGGACCCCUCUUCUCCUAAAAGCAUCUGUCACAUUCAGGCCUCUCCCAAUAUGUCUCUGGCCUCCUUCCACUUGAUGCAGGCCCUGAAGAACUCUCCUGCAGCCCUGCGCAGACACUUUAAACGGGACCGCACAGAGAGUCUUUCCCAUGGGGACCCCAUAUUCAAAGUGCACUAUCUAGGCACCAAGAAGAUCUUCUCCCUAGACCUGGAGCAGGCUGAGGAAGCCAUUAACCGGCUCCUGGAUGGUGCUCCUGGAAAGUUGUCCAAAGACCAUGCUUUGGUGGUGCGGCCGCGAUAUGUGGAAGUGAAAGAGUUGAGCACAGGGAGGCAGCUAACCAAGACCUACCUGCAUGACAUUGCUUACUGCGCAUCACACACGGCCCAUCCCAACGUGUUCCUCUAUAUCUGCAGGCAACCUGGUCAGCAGCUGCAGUGUAGGGUGUUCUGGUGUAGUCGUGUGGAAAGGGCAAAGGAUAUGACGGCCUGCCUGGCAAACUCAUUUCAGAGAGCACUAAAUGACUGGCAAGAUGGCUGUGCUACACUGCCAAAGGCAGAGGGCAUCGCGAAUAAGGAUGAGGCUGACAUCACCCCUGCUGCUGCCGCCAAAGGAUUGACACUGCCAGCCAGUUUGGGGAAAGUCCGUUGGAAGAAGAAGGGCUCAAUUUCCCGCAGUCCUCUGAGAGCCAUCACCAGGCGCGGCUCAGCCAGUGAAAACUGGCCAUGAGAUUCCCAGCUACUGGACCUCUUGACCCCUAUGGGAUCCUACCAACAAGAAGGCACUUUCUCUCCAUUCCCACCAUCCCAACAAAGUGACAGAUGACAAUGGCUGGACCUGUCAUAGCUUGACUCCAACAAAUCUUUCUGGCAUUGAAAGUACAGUUUUUACAGACUGGUGUUAGUUUGGACUGUUGCCACAGUUGCUGUCCUUGCUCCUUUAGGGCAAAGACACUGAUGACUGACAAGGUGGGGUGAGCCAAUAGUUCAUAGAUUAUAUGCUGGUCAUUUUUAUUUCAUGUAUUGCUUGUUUAAUUGAUAGCAGUAUUGUUUGUAUUUUCAUCUCAAGACUUAAGGCCUUUAAAGACUUUUAUGCAAGUACAUGCAGAUUAAUAUAUAUAUUACCAAAGUAAAACUGACCUAACCAGUGGCUGAAAGUAAGGAGGUUCUUUUGAUUAGGAUUAUUAAUACAUUUUUUCCCCUCUAAAUACAAUACGCUUGGCUGGUGGGAAGAAACAUCGAAACCAGGAAUGAGCCCUUGUGUUAGGCAUGUUGCAUCAGGGAUUUGUGAAAUAACAGGGAGGAUGCAGGAACCGCAGUGUUGCAAUGGAAGUUCUAUCCCUAUUACCACCCAAAACCGCAGUUGCAAACCACCACAAUUACAAGUUACACAAAAUUUCACAUAUACUUUUGGUGCAGUUUCUAACCAGAGGAAGAAAGCCACACAUUUAAACCUGUAUUCAUCUUGUAUUCUUUUAACUGCUUUAGAAUAUCCACAUUGAGAUUAGACUUGAUCUUCCAGAGUUUUUCCAUCAUUUCAUUUGCCACUAACCAUAAAGUAGGGUAAUAAGCCAAGAGAAAAUUUCCAAAAGAAAAUAAGUAGCACAGUGCAUGUUUGUGUGUGCACUGAGUGAGAGAACACAAUGUGCCCUGUGCGGUCUGUGUAGGAUUCAUGCCGUGCACCUGCAUUCCAAUAGGGCCAUUCUGAACUCCUUUAUGUUCCUUCCUAUCUUCAGUCUACUUUCUGCCAUCAGGACUGCAGAUUUUGAAAAUCAAAUUUUACCUUUUUUUUUUUUUAAAUUAGCAUGUUCUUGUUAAGCUAGUGACAUCAAAAUGCUAAUUUGUGUGUGCAUUUUAGCAUUAAGAGCAACAGUCGUGUAUAUGUUUGGCUUAGUAGCAUAAGACAAGUAUGUUAAACAGGAUUAAAGGCUACAGAUUUGACUGCUGUACAUGACCUUGCUAGUCCAUACGUUGCUAUUUUACAGUCAAUAUUGUUAAUACAUAUUCUAAUUGGAAGUAUCUGCAUGUUUAAUGUUGACCUACAGUAUCUUAACAUCCAGGCAGUUGGCUCAAUUAUCUUUUGGAUAUUUUAUCCUCAUUGGUUUUAAUCUAAUACAAGGACACCAAACCUGCCUCCAGGAUCUGAGUGUCUGCUCAAGGGUUUUUAUUAAUGUCUAAUGAAUGUGCAUGUUUUUGUUUUAUAUUUUUUGUGUACAUAUUUAUAUAUAUGUAUUUUCAAAAAUUAAACUUUUAUACAGUAAUA